Molecule: messenger RNA, 1521 nt
Organism: Morchella sextelata
Lineage: Eukaryota; Fungi; Ascomycota; Pezizomycetes; Pezizales; Morchellaceae
Exons: 1
Coding region: 1-1521 (506 amino acids)
Source: RefSeq, a predicted model, not a curated record
AUGACUACCCGAAGGGAUAAUUACUUCAUAGAUACCUCGGCCGUAACUGAGGAGGCCGGAGGAGAAGAUUCUAUGGUGAUAUCAAGGGCUGCUAGCCCAGAUCCCCUACUCCAGGGAGGACCCUCUACACACACUAGGUCGACGAAGAGAAACUCUGCUCAAGCCCAGUUUACGAGGUCCAUGCAGGAGUUUUUGGAUACCCAUGAGGCACAAAUGAGGUAUCUUGGUGCAGCUGGACAGGCCGUUUGGCAGCAGCUACAAAACCUCCAGGAACAAGUGCAGGGGAGUGGGCAGGUUCUGGAUAAGAAAGUACGGCAAGAAGCCAUCGCCCAGAAGCAACAUCUCGAAUCGCUCUUUGAGCUCGUCUCCCAUGUCCAACAAGAACACGAAGCAGCACGAGCCGCCGACCAUGAGGUCCUGGACCGUAACCAUCGAAUUACCCAGAACCAACUGUUGGAGGCGGAACGGCAGCUGAGACUCGCAAGAGAAGAGCGAGAGCAGGAAAAAAGGGAACAGCGGGAACUGUUGGUACAAUUCAAGCAGUCUGAUGAUGUAAGAAACCAACGAAUAGCCGAGAUGGAGGAACGCCUACGACAACAUAUGUCGGUAGCACCCUCCAUGGUGAGCAUUCCCCUGGACCCUACUGCACCCCAAACGGUUCCUGUUGGUAAUGGCAAGAACCCCGAAAAUGCUGGCCCAGUAGGAGGAAAUGCUGGUCCCGUAGGAGGAAAUGGAGGCAGGCAACCAGAGGAUGCCGGCCCAGUGCAGGGAAAUAGUGGCAAGAAACCGGUGGGAGCUGCCCCCGUCGGCGGGAAUGGUGGAAAUCAACCUCCCCAGAACCCACCAAGAGGAAACGUUGGGGGAGACCCAGAACCUUCCGACGACGAUGACGACGAUAACAGUGAAUGGUCGCACGGUCGGAAGAAUUGGAGAAGGAACCGAGGCGGGAACCGGAAUUCGGCGCCGCCUGAAAAUGACGAUAUGGUAGAUUCGCUCGCCAAAAUACCCUUCGAGUUCGAUAAUGCCAGAAAGCAUAACCUGCGGCAUUGGCUCAUGGAGUGCGAGAUCUACUUCGAGCAAAAGCCCAAGAAGUUCCGAACGGACAGAAACAAGGUACUGUUUGCUGGAACGUAUACGUGUGGGUUGGCCAAGGAAUGGUUCAUGGAAUACAUCGAGACCAAGAUGCUAGGACCGGCAGCCACGGACUACGCUACUUGGACUCGGUUCCGUCAGGAGAUUAGGAAACGUUUUCUAAGCACUCAAGAGGCUAUGGAGAACGCGAUGAAGAUGCAGCAGUUUAAGUACUCUGCCAACAUCGGAGACUACCUGACGAGAAUGGAGAUCAUGAACCAGCAUGCUCAGAUGAAAGGAGCAUCCUAUCGCGCCGCCCUGCUCCAAGGGCUACCAAAUGAAAUCCGGGAGCGCCACUCACGCUUCGAUCCAACCGAUGACGACUCCGAGUACAUCCAACAGUUGGAACGAGCCGGCAAGGCUCAUGAGGCUUUGUUACGGGCAUGCUAA